Messenger RNA from Caenorhabditis bovis, 1008 nucleotides. The record is from the annotation of a GenBank genome assembly. NCBI's taxonomy places the organism in Eukaryota, Metazoa, Nematoda, Chromadorea, Rhabditida, Rhabditidae.
AUGUCGAGGCGGCAUUCUCCGGAUAUCGUCAAUGUCGACGAGGGGAGAAACAAAGAGAUUCAGAAAAUUAAAACCGGCCGACUAACGAUGAAAGAUUUCGCCGAUGAUACCGAACUGUUUGAAGCGUCGUGUAGCAAAGCGGCUCUUGUGCUUCCGGACGACGUGCGGAAUGGGAAGGCGACGAUCGGAAAAGACGAUCUCAAGACGCUUCAUCACAUUCUUUGUGGCGAAUCGUCGAAAAUGUACGAUUCGGAUGAUAGUCUAAUUUCGGAAAUUGAUUUUAUGGACGCCGAGCAGCUUGCCGAGGGAACGGCGAAAAUUCGAGAAAAUAUGGAAUUUGUGGCGAGAAUCGAUUCUGACACGGACCUUCUUAAGCGAAUGCUCAAAAGGAGUGACAAUCGAAAGACGGCGAAUCGAAAAAGGAAAGAGUGUGAGUACGUCGAUGUUGAAGUGAAGGCGGCGGGAAAGAAGGCGAAAAAAAAUUGUCAGAACAUUGACAAAUUCCUGAAGAAAAUCGUGCCGAUUCCGACGAGUGUUCAAAAUGUCAAAAAUUAUAUAACGCGCGAGACGUUGUCGGCGAUACUCGAGAUAUUUGCGGACAUUGCCGAAAAAAAUCCGGAGGCGAAUCUACGCAAAAUCGAUUCCGAUGAGAUUAAGAAGCGAAUGAGAAUGUAUGGAAUUGAUCAGAAAUUUUAUACGGAUGAUCUCGAAAUGGUCGAAUAUGUCAAAAAUUCAAUCGGAAAAGUGCUCGGCAAUAAGAAUAUUACGAGAAUCUUCUAUGGCGAUGAAUUCGGAUUCGAUUUCGCUUUGAAAGAUUGCUUCUGCGCCCUUGCCAACUACUACGGAAAACCAAUGCCAAAUAUGAACGACGACGGGACAUCGAUAAAUCCGCUCUCAAUUGAUCUCAACAAACUCACAAAAUCGGCAUUUCUCGUCAAGAAGCAGUCGAAUCGCACGUUUGCGCCGUGCGAGAAGCUUCGCGACAUUGUUUUAGACCCGAGCAUUUGA